AUGGCUUCGAAUCUAAAUAUGAACGACAGUAGUGCCGCUAUGGAUGACAGUUCGAAGCGACGGAGCUCGCGUUCGAUAAAGCGGAGAAAAUUUGAUGACGAAUUGGUCGAAUCGAGUUUGGGUGCAGGUUUUGGGUCACCUUUGCCAAAAACUCAACGCACACGUACUCAGUCAUUGAACAUAACGUCUACGGGUUCGGAAAUGGAUAAUGCCAUGUCACCAGUUCAUAGUGUUCCUGAAGCAGUUAUUAUUGCAAAUACUACGCCAUCUACUUCAACUACUCAACCACGGAAAGUUCCUCCAAAUAGACCUCCUACAAGUACCAGUACAUUAAAUACUUUUGCUAAUGCACCAUCUACUUCAACUGUUUCAACAUCAUCAAAUCGAAAUAGAUCGAGGAAGCAGAAGAAUUUAAAUAAAGAUUUAGGACGUUGGAAACCUACAGAUGAUUUAAUGUUGAUACAAAGUGUUUUGCAGACCAAUAAUUUACCAAUUGUCCAUAGAGGUGUUAAAUUUAGUUGUCGAUUUACACUUAAAGAAAUUGCACAGAGGUGGUAUGCUUUGUUGUACGAUCCAACAAUUUCUAGACUUGCUGUAUCAGCGAUGCGCAAUUUACAUCCAGAAAGUGUAGCUAAUAUAGAAUCCAAAGCUCUAUUUUCUAUUGCUGAAGAAGAACUCUUGGCUACCAUACAAUCGAAUUCACAACCCACCAUCGAAACCUUUCAAGAUUUGCUCACCGAAAAUCCAAACAUAUUCCAUCGAAGACGCACAGCUAAAAGUCUUAUGUGUCAUUGGCAACAAAUGAAACGAUAUUCUUUGCUAUCAGAUCAGUGUAGUGCCUUAGAAAAUCCCAUACCAAUACCAUUGAUGAGUGCACUAGAAGAUCGAAAUAUUCAUAUUCUAAACAAUGAACAAGAAGUAACCACAUUAACUUCGGAGCAUAUUCCUACGUUUGCUGAGUGUGAAGACUUAUUAAAUGAUCAACAUUUAUUGAUGGAAAGACCUGAUCCCGUACUUGAGAGACAUCUCGCGUUAACUAACAAAAAAAUAAAAAAGGAAAUCAAAGUUUUGGAAGAUGAAUUACCUAGAGCACAAGUGUUAGUAUUUCCAAUGACUGGUAUCAAUCCCGUGGAGUUUGAACCUCAAACAUUGGCUGUGUUACGUGGCCGAUUGGUCAGAUAUUUAAUGAGGUCUAGAGAGAUUACCAUUGGACGUUCAUCAAAGUAUCAACAAGUUGACGUUGAUCUAAAACUUGAAGGACCUGCUUGGAAAAUAUCUAGACGGCAAGCAACCAUACGUUUGCGCAAUACUGGUGACUUUCUAAUUGCUUGUGAAGGUAAAAAGUGUUUAUAUGUUGAUGGAAAACCUUUGGCAGCCGGAAGUCGCUGCCGUCUCAAUCAUAAUUCUGUCUUAGAGAUUGCCGGAUUGAGAUUUCUUUUUCUUAUAAAUCAUCAAUUAAUAAAUACAUUUAAACAAGAAGCCUGCACACAAAACCAGGUGCAGUUACCUGUGCAAAUAGUUAACCAGACACCGCAGAAACAGAAUGCCAAUCAAAAGUCACAGAAGACUACAGUUACAAAAGCUGAAAAACCUGUGCAGACCAUUGAACAGCAGCAGCAACAGAAAAAACUAUUCGAAGAACAGCAAAAACUGCAAAUGGAAGAUCAAGAGAAAAGAAUAUUAGAAGAGCAGAGACAAAAAAUAUUGCAGCAGCAACAAGAGGAACUAGAACAGCAACUGAAAUUGUUAGAGGCUGAAGAAGAAGAACACAACCAACGUCAACAAAAUUUGUUGUAA
Macrosiphum euphorbiae (potato aphid) is the source of this 1797-nucleotide messenger RNA. The record is from the annotation of a GenBank genome assembly. NCBI's taxonomy places the organism in Eukaryota, Metazoa, Arthropoda, Insecta, Hemiptera, Aphididae.